Messenger RNA from Fusarium mangiferae, 1470 nucleotides. RefSeq lists its product as uncharacterized. NCBI's taxonomy places the organism in Eukaryota, Fungi, Ascomycota, Sordariomycetes, Hypocreales, Nectriaceae. Bases 1 to 1470 code for a protein of 489 amino acids. Gene Ontology annotation, biological process: transmembrane transport. Gene Ontology annotation, molecular function: transmembrane transporter activity. The transcript has 5 exons. The record is from RefSeq and is a predicted model, not a curated record.
AUGAGCGAUCAAGUUACCAUCACAACCGAAAUGGCCUCAGACCAGAAACCUACGAUCGAUGAUCAAUACCCAGACCAUCUCGUGACCUUUGACGACCCGGAUGAUCCCUACAACCCAGUAAACUGGACCUUCCGCAAGAAGUUCAUCACCACCAUCUCUUAUGGUCUCACGACUUGCUGGAUCACUUUGGCCUCUGCCAUUUUCGCUGCCGCCAUUGAACCUGUUUCUGCCGAGUUCAACGUCAAUACUGAGACAUCCGCUGCAGCGACGAGUCUGCUUGUUUUUGGAUUUGGUCUUGGACCUCUAGUUUGGGGACCACUGAGUGAGCUUUAUGGUCGGAAGUGGCUUAUCCUUAUUCCAUACUUUAUCGCCGCCGUAUUCUCGUUCGGUACAGCUACAGCCAAGGACAUCCAAACAGUUCUCAUCACGCGUUUCUUCUCGGGCCUGUUUGGUAGCGCACCUGUUACAAUUACCGGAGGUGUCAUGGCGGAUAUAUGGGUCCCCCACCAACUUGGUAACGCCAUUGUCGCGUACGGAGUUACUAUUGUUGGCGGCCCGACAUUGGGUCCUAUAAUCGGCGGAGCGCUGUGCUCGAGCCGUCUAGGCUGGAGGUGGACUGAGUACCUGACCGGUAUUGUGAUGAUGGCUCAGCUUGCUGUCGAUCUUCUGGUGAUUGAUGAGAGCUACGCACCUAUUUUGUUGGCUCGAAAGGCUCAUAAACUGAGACUUCAGACGCAGCACUGGGCGUUACAUGCUAAGCAUGAGGAAUGGGACGUGUCAUUCAAAGAGCUAUACCAGAAGUACUUCAUCCGUCCUUUCCAAAUGAUGGCAACCCCAAUCUGCUUUCUCAUGUCGUUGUACGCCUCAUUCGUCUACGGGAUUCUCUAUGCAAACCUCGAAAGCUUUUCCAUCGAGUACCAGGAAGUGCGCCAAUGGGGGCCAGUGGUUGGCACUUUGCCUUUCAUCGCUCUGUUGAUUGGCAUCCUUUGCGCAGCAGCGAUCAAUAUUUACAAUAACACAUACUAUCGCAAGAGACUUAUGGAGAAUGGAUACAGAGCUGUUCCGGAGGCGAGAUUGCCUCCGAUGAUGCUCGGGGGUAUCGUCUUUACGGCCGGACAGUUCCUCUUCGCAUGUACCUCAUCUCCGAACAUCAACUAUUGGCCAUCAAUCAUCGGCAUCGCUUUGACAGGUCUCGGCUUCACAACCAUCUUCCAAGCUGCACUAGGCUAUCUCAUUGACACAUUCACACGUUACAGCGCAAGUGCAGUUGCAGCCAAUACCUUUAUGCGAUCCAUGUUCUCGGGUGCAUUCCCUUUGUUCAUCAUCCCCAUGUACCACAAACUUGGGGUGGACUGGGGAACAACCGUCUUUGGUUGUAUAGCUGCGGUGUUGAUCCCUGUUCCUUUUCUGUUCUUUGUUUGGGGAAAGAAGAUCAGAGGUAGGGGCAAGUGGAGCAAGGACAGCGUUUAG